AUGGCAAGCACAGGAGGGGUGCUUGUCGAUGAUAUCGUGCUGGAAGUGCUCCGGAAGUCCCAGCUCGAAGCCUACCAGGAUAAAUUCGUUUUUGUCUUCAAUGUUCGACGAUUUGAUCACUUUUCACAUGUACGGGACAAGGAUAUGCAGGAUAUCGGAAUGCAGCAGCCACAAAUCAGGCAGCUUCGUGAACAAAUUCUCAAAAUGUCAAGAGAAAUGUGGAAUCGAAGCGAUCCAAAGCAGGUGUACGUGGCCGGUGACCAAUCAACACAAAAUCAAAGUGCAAUUGAUGAAAAGAAAUCUGGAGCUGCGGCUGUCAAGUUUCCGAUCAUUUUGAAAAUUUUAGAGGGUCUCCUGACUCCUGAAAAUGUCAAUAUAUCAACUGAAAAAAAAACGUUUUUCAGCGAGGCUGCUGGAAGAUACACGUGUAUUGCUGAAAACAAGGCUGGACGUUCUGAGAAGGACAUGAUUGUGGAAGUUCAAGUACCACCAAAAAUGAAACAAGCCAAUCAGACAUUCGAUGUUGAGGAAGGCGGUACUUUGACUCUUGAAUGUCCAAUUGAGGGAACUACUGUGAAAGUCAAAUUUCAGAACCCCAAUGGAGCGCGGGUCAUUUAUUGGUACACGGACGCUAUUGGAAAAGUUGAUCCCAACCGAUCUCAGAUAUCCGGAGAUGGAACCAAACUCUUCAUCAUUCAAGCCCAAGAGAGCGAUGCUGAUCGCUACACCUGUCGCGCUCAUAAUGAGGCUGGACAGGAUAGUUCUGUCUUCACAGUCAAUCUACUCAGUAAUAUUCAUCUACAAAUUUUUCAACUUCACGUAAAUCCACCAACCAUACCCGGAGAAGCUUUCAGCACCACUGAAAUUGUUUCCAACACAACUAUGGAGCUGAACUGUCAGCCAACAGGAAAACCAGAUCCAGAGAUCACUUGGCUGCUAGAUGGAAAACCAAUUCUGCCAGGAAUGGCAAAUGUUAGAGUAAGCAGGACCUUACAAGUUAACUCUUUAAGAUUUUUUUUUUCAAAUUUCAGUUCGAAGAUAACAACAAAAAGCUAUUCAUCGAUUACAUCAAGCCAAGUCAAGAAGGAAGAUACACGUGUCGUGCUGAUAAUCAGUUGGGUCGUGCCGAACAAGACACCUAUGUGGAGAUAUCAGGUUUGUGAAAAACGGAAGCCGCCGAGAGUUGUUAUGGCUUCUGAUAAGAUGAGAGUUGUGGAAGGACGACAAACAACAAUUCGUUGUGAGAAAAUAUUGCGAAAUAUCAUGCGGGUAGUUGGCAUGUGUUUGCCAUCAGUAGGAGACAUAGACGUGCGGGGGUAUAGCUCAGUGGUAGAGCGCUCCCUUAGCAUGGGAGAGGGCUGGGGUCUUCGGAGAGCCAGAACCCAAAGUGUCCUGGUUGAAGGAUGGAGAACCAUACACCUCGGAUCUCUUGCAGCAUUCUACCAGACUCUCUUACCUUCAUCUGAGAGAAGCUACUCUACAAGAUGGUGGAAAGUAGGACUGAACGAAUUUUCAGAUUUUUCAAAAAUUAAUGAAAAUUCCAGAUACACCUGCAUCGGAACCAACAAGGCUGGUGAAGCAAGAACAACCACUGAAGUUGAGAUUUUGGUCGCUCCAACUAUCGAGGACGAAGAUAGAGUGAUUUAUGGAAAAGAGGGGAAACCGGUGCAAAUUAAUUGCAAGGCCAGUGGAACACCAUAUCCAACGAUCACAUGGAAGAAGAAUGGAAAGGAGCUUGAUGAACACAACAGCGUCCUUACCAUCUCGAACGCCACCAGAGAAGACGACGGAAAAUACUCCUGCUUGGCGACCAACGAAGCUGGAAGUGCAGUUGCUGAUUUCUUGCUCGACGUUUACACCAGGCCUUCUUUCCACCCAGAAACGACCACUUUCAAUAUUAUCGAAGGUCAUAAUGCCAAAAUCGAAUGCAAAGUUGAUGGACAUCCGAAACCCACCAUCACCUGGCUCAAGGCAGGUCGAUCACUUAACAUGAAUAAUGUGAUUCUGUCGCCACGAGGAGACACAUUGAUGAUUUUGAAAUCGAAACGUGUGGAUGCUGGACUCUACACUUGUGUCGCUGAAAACACCUUCGGAGCAAAUGAGCAAGACUUCAAGGUCAACGUCUUCACCAAACCAUACAUUGAUGAAGCCAUCGACCAGACUCCAAAGGCAGUGGCCGGUGAAAAAAUUGAUUUGAAGUGUCCGGUUCUUGGAAAUCCAACUCCGACAGUUUACUGGAAGAAGGGAGAUGACGACAUCAUAAUCGACGGCAAGCACUAUGAAUUGAUCGGCGAUGUGUUGAGAAUCAAAACAGUUACGGAAAAGGACACUGGUGCUUACACUUGUGUAGCUAUUAACGACGCUGGACAAUUGCGCACAAAUUAUGCAGUUGAUGUUAUUGGAAAGCCAACUUUCGAUCGAAAAGGAGAGAAUAUCUAUGAAGUCAUUGAAGAUCAUGAUAUAACUAUGGAUUGUGGAGUUACAUCUCGUCCACUUCCAAACAUUGCCUGGUAUCGUGGAGACAAUGCAUUGUACAUCCAACCACACUACACUAUUUCCGAGGACGGAUCCCAGAUUACUAUCAAUUCCGCCAGAUUGUCAGAUGGAGGAAAAUACACAUGCCGAGCGUCGAAUGAAGCUGGAUCUUCUGACAUCGAGGUUAUUCUUAGAAUCCUGGUACCACCAAGAAUCGAUAAGUCCAAUAUCAUUGGAAAUCCACUUGCUAUUGUCGCUAGAAACAUCUAUCUUGAGUGUCCAGUGACCGGAAUUCCACAACCAGAAGUCUACUGGACCAAGGAUGGAAGAGAUAUCAACGCCACUGAUAGCAGAAUCAUCUAUGCUCAGAAUAAUGAGACGUUCGGAAUUGAGAAGGUUCAAGUGACAGAUGCCGGAAGGUAUACUUGUACUGCUGUGAAUCGUGGAGGACGGAUUGCACACGAUUUCAAUCUUGAUGUUCUAUCUCCACCUUCCUUCGACCUCUAUAGAACUCAGCCAACAAUCAAACGAGAAGGAGACACUAUCACACUCACGUGUCCUAUCAAGACAGCUGAGGAUGUUGCUGACCAAGUGAUGGACGUGUCUUGGACCAAGGAUAGUGUGGCGCUGGAUGGAGUGGAAACUGAUAAUGUUCAUAUCUCCGACGACGGCCGCAAGCUGACAAUCGACAAAGCAUCUCUGGUCAAUGCUGGAAUGUACACAUGUAUCGCAUUGAAUCGUGCCGGCGAAGCAACUCUCGAGUUCAAAGUGGAAAUUCUGUGUACGCAUCUCGCAACCGUGCAGUGUCGUGAGCUCGAAAAUAACUAUAUUGCUCGCCAUAUGCCGCAUGUUGUAACCACCAAAAAACCAACGUCUGCCACGUCGUCGCCGCAGUCAGACGCCGCGUAUCGUGAACACAUGCGAAAGUAUGAGGAGUACUUAAAGACGUAUGAACAAGGACUAAAGCGACAGCGUGAUGAGAGCAUCCGUCGCCAGAAUGAGUAUUGGGAGAUGAGAAUUAAAAAAGAGAGUGCUGCUAGAAUUAUUCCAACUACUACUACAACCACUCCAACCUCUAUUAGUACCACUGAAUUCCAAUUUCCCUGGGCCUAUAAUCCUAAACUUGGUCAUCCAACCGGAGCUAGCGGGGUAAUGAAGGUUAAGGCUACCGUACAACACCCAACUAGAAGAUUCCGUAUGAAACGAGUUCGUCCUGUCACCCGUUGCUUCCUUUACGACCCAAUUAGACAUGUAUACCUCCUUAUGGCUCCUACUUUUUAUUUAUUUCUCCAAACUUUGAUCUGUUUCUCAUUUCCAGGAUUCCUCUUUCUUUGCGACUCUGGCUUGUCCUUUGUCUUUUUUUUUAAACUAAUGUUGUGCAGUGUAUUUUCUGCUCCACCUAUCAUCGAUACCACUAGAAAUGAGGCUCAACCACAAGUCGCUGUCAAUCAGCCAACGAUUUUGCGAUGCCCUGUCACUGGACACCCAUUCCCGACUAUCAAAUGGCUGAAGAAUGGUGUAGAGGUCACAUCGGAUGAAAACAUUAGAAUUGUGGAGCAAGGUCAAACGCUUCAAAUCCUGCUCACCGACUCAGCCCACGCUGGAAAAUGGAGUUGUGUAGCUGAGAAUGAUGCAGGAGUUAAGGAAUUGGAAAUGCUUCUGGAUGUCUUCACCCCACCAAAAGUCUCAGUUCACUCUGAAAACCCAAUCAAGGCCGUUGGUGAGACCAUCACUCUCUUCUGUAAUGCUACCGGCAACCCACCACCACAAAUGAAGUGGCUCAAGGGUGGAGCGAUGAUCUUUGACUCUCCAGAUGGACCAAGAGUCUCUUUGAAGGGUGCUCGUUUGGAUAUCCCUCAUCUCAAGAAGCACGAUGUUGGAGAUUACACGUGUCAAGCCAUGAAUGCUGCUGGAACAUCAGAGGGUAGCAUCUCAGUAGACGUAUUGGUACCACCAGAGAUCAAUAGAGAUGGAAUUGAUAUGUCGCCAAGACUUCCAGCUUCUCAAAUCCUUACUCUUCACUGUCUAGCUCAAGGAAAACCACCUCCAAAAAUCAAAUGGACACUCAACGGUACUGAACUCAAGGCCAGUAAGGAAAUCACAAUUGGAACUGAUGCAUCGUUCAUUCAAAUCAACAAUGUUUCACUCAGCGAUAAGGGAGUUUAUGAGUGUCAUGCAGAGAAUUCCGCUGGAUCUGAUAGUCUCAUGUACAAUGUGGAUGUAGUUCAAGCUCCGGUGAUUUCCAAUGGUGGAACUGAGCAAGUCAUUGAAGGAGAGCUCGCUGUGAUUGAAUGUCUUGUCGAGGGCUAUCCAGCUCCACAAGUCUCCUGGCUUCGCAACGGAAAUCGUGUGGAAACUGGCGUUCAAGGAGUCAGAUACAUGGCUGAAGGCAGAAAACUGACCAUCAUUGAAGCACGAAGCUUGGAUUCUGGAAUCUACCUCUGUUCGGCUACCAACGAAGCUGGAUCUGCUCAACAAGCAUACACACUUGAAGUAUUGGUGUUCCCCAAGAUUGUAUCAGUUGCACCAGAGACACUUACACCGUCUUCGAAUGCUGGAUUCUCAAUGCCAUGUGCAGUCCGCGGAUAUCCAGAACCGAUUAUCAGUUGGACUGUUAAUGGAAAGAAUAUUUUCAAUGGAACUAUGGGCUACAAAAUCGAUUCCGAUGGAACGUUACAUGUUGAGAAGGCCGAGCAGCGAACGAUGACAUUCGAGUGUACUGCCAAGAAUGAUGCAGGACUUGAUCAUUUGGAGUAUAAGGUUCACACUAUUAUCGCUCCAAAGAUCGGAAGCUCUGGUGUCCGCUCCUUGAACGGAUCUGAAGGCGAACAGACUAGAAUCAAGUGCGAUAUUGAAGCCGACCAAUCGGAAAUCACUUGGACCAAGAAUGGUGCACCACUUCUCCCAUCCAACACUAUCGAAUUCCAAGAGAAGAAGACGUUUGUGGUUAUCACCUCUACACGACUCUCGGAUCAAGGAGAAUACAGUUGCACCGUAGCCAACAAAGCUGGAAAUGCCACUCAAGUCACUAGUUUGAAUGUUGGAGUGGCUCCGAAGAUUCUGGAAAGGCCUAGCACUCAAGUGGUUCAUAAGGGAGAACAAGUGACGUUGUGGUGUGAGGCAUCUGGAGUUCCACAGCCAUCAAUCUCAUGGUACAAGGAUGAGCAACUUCUUUCAAAUACUGGAAUUGAUGAAACUGCCACUACCAAAAAGAAAUCUGUCAUCUUCUCCUCCAUCACCCCGUCUCAAGCUGGUGUCUACACCUGUAAAGCUGAGAAUUGGGUUGGAGCUACCGAAGAAGAUGUGGAUUUGAUUGUGAUGAUCUCUCCUGAAGUGUCUCCAGAACGAAUGAACGUCUCAACAAAUCCUCGUCAAACCGUCUUCCUUUCUUGUAACGCGACUGGAAUUCCAGAACCAGUUAUUAGUUGGAUGAGAGACUCGAACAUUGCCAUUCAGAACAAUGAGAGUGAGUCAUUAAUUAGUGCUCUUUUGUUUUCAGAAUACCAAAUUCUUGGAACCACUUUGGCAAUUAGAAAUGUUCUACCUGAUGAUGAUGGUUUCUACUACUGUAUUGCUAAGUCAGACGCCGGACAAAAGAUCGCAACCAGAAAGCUUAUUGUGAACAAACCAUCCGACCGACCAGCUCCAAUUUGGGUAGAAUGCGACGAGAAGGGAAAACCAAAGAAGACCGAGUACAUGAUUGACAGAGGAGACACUCCAGAUGACAAUCCACAACUUCUUCCAUGGAAAGAUGUCGAAGACUCGUCUCUCAAUGGAUCCAUUGCUUAUAGAUGUAUGCCAGGACCAAGAUCAUCAAGAACUGUUCUCCUCCAUGCUGCUCCUCAGUUUAUUGUCAAGCCCAAGAACACCACCGCUGCUGUUAGAGCAGUAAUUGAGCUCCGAUGCUCUGCAGCAGGCCCACCAAACCCAGUUAUCACUUGGGCAAAAGAUGGGAAACUUAUUGAGAAUGAUAAGACGGAAAUUGCCUACUCCCAUUUGAAACUGGAAUUGAAUAGUACUUCGGACUCUGGAGAAUAUUCUUGUUUGGCACAGAAUAGUGUUGGAACUAGUACUGUAUCCGCUUUCGUCAAUGUGGAUAACAUCGUUCUACCCACUCCAAUCCCGAUGAAUGUGAAGAAGAACGUGGCAAUCAUCACCUGCUACGAGAAGAACCAAGCUUACAGCCGUGGAGUCACCUGGGAAUACAAUGGAAUCCCUAUGCCGAAGAACUUGGCCGGUAUCCAUUUCAUGAAUAACGGAUCACUAGUUAUCCUGGACACUAGCUCAUUGAAAGAAGGAGAUCUUGACUUGUACACCUGCAAAGUCAGAAACCGACGACGUCACUCAAUUCCUCAUCUGAAGUCUGUUUACGAGGAAGUUCCAUCUGUGAAGACCGUUGACCGGGUGGAAGUGAACAAUGGAGACUCUACAGUAAUCGACUGUGAAGUUAGCAGUGAUCCACUGACGACGCAUGUUGUAUGGACCAAGAAUGAUCAGAAGAUGAUGGACGAUGAGGCGAUCUACGUGCUGCCCAACAAUAGUUUGGUGUUGUUAGAUGUUGAAAAAUAUGAUGAGGGAGUUUACAAGUGUGUUGCUUCCAAUUCAAUUGGAAAAGCAUUCGAUGACACUAAGCUCACGGUAUACGACGUAACAACGUUUCUAGACGGUGAAAUCACGCCUCUGACCGGUUCCGAAGGAAGUGGCGUUGAAAUUGCUGAGCCUUCAAAUGUAGGAGUUCCAACGCGUCGUGACACGUCGGUUGAUGAUGAGGAACGGGAAAAACAACUCCAGAUGACAACUACGACGACUACAGCUCCAGAUGUUCAUACAACACAGCCAUCCAGAGUGUUGACCAUCAAAUCGGCUCCUGAAUUCCCAACAGAGGACAUGUAUGACGGAAGUGCAAACUAUCCAGAAUUCGGACCAACCACACAUGACGUCUUGAUUGAGAGACAAUCCGAUUUGCAUUCUCAACACGCCGUUGUGGACACCCCAGACUGUUACGGAACAAUUAAUGAGAAUGGUGAUUGUGUUGAUGGCGAUGGAACCCACCACCGCUUGAAGAUCCUUUCCGGCGAGAACAAGUGUCCAGAGGGUUACGCCAUCAAUCCACGCACCAACGUUUGUGAGGACCUCGACGAGUGUCAAUUCCAUCUUCCAUGCGAUUUUGAAUGUAUCAACACCGAAGGCAGCUACGAAUGCCGUUGUCCACCUGGAUAUGAACUUGCUGAUGAUGGAUGCUACGACAUCAAUGAGUGUGAGUCAGUGAGAUGUGAAGAAGGAAGAGCGUGCUUCAAUCAGCUUGGAGGAUACGAGUGUAUUGAAGAUCCGUGCCCGGCCAAUUAUACGCUGGUGGAUGACCGAUAUUGUGAACCAUUGUGCGAGAAUUGUACUUUGACACCGAUUCAAGUGCAUAUGCUGGCUAUUCCAAGUGGAUUACCAGGUAAAGUUUUUGAAGAGUCAGUGUAUAUUUCUCUAAUUUUUAUAGUUUCCCACAUUGCCACACUUACUGCAUACGAUAAGAGCGGAAAAGUGCUUAAUGACACCACCUACUCCAUUUCUGACAGAGAAGGACCAAUGGGAAGAGGAAGAAUGAGUUCUGGACCAUUCAACAUCCGAGAAGUGAAGGCUGGACACGCACAAGUGUGGACCAACAGAAUUCUGGCAGCCGGUGACCACCGUAAAGUUCGUGUCCGAGCUCACUCAGACCAUGCCACGAAUGAACUUCAUGCUCCCAAAGAAACACUUUUCCUCAUCCUCAUUAAUGUUGGACAGUAUCCAUUCUAG
Molecule: messenger RNA, 8262 nt
Organism: Caenorhabditis briggsae
Lineage: Eukaryota; Metazoa; Nematoda; Chromadorea; Rhabditida; Rhabditidae
Exons: 31
Coding region: 1-8262 (2753 amino acids)
Biological process (GO): homophilic cell-cell adhesion
Cellular component (GO): plasma membrane
Molecular function (GO): calcium ion binding
Source: RefSeq, a predicted model, not a curated record